GCAAAAGGAUUUCAAUCCCCACAGACUAAACAAAUAUAACCUCUCCGUCAUGAGCAGUCUGCGUGCCAGGCCUGUGCCAGAGCGGUUUCUAUGGCAACGGCUACGCUUACGCCGUCCGCAUCCGUGACGAGCUCUCGAGCAGAGCGGAAGAUGGGGAGAUUUUCUGCGCUGCCGAGUGGCGCCUCUUAUCAAUAGACGAUCUCCGGCGCCGUUCCUGUCACAGUGCGCAUUCCUCGGUCCGGAGCAGCGGUGACUACAACACGCCAGCAGGCUGGGAAACGACACAUUGCAGCGGAGAAGGAAACUCCAUCGCUUGAGGGGGAAAACGGGAACGAAGGGUAAAGUCUGUGACGCAGCAGCUACCAUGGUGGGCGAGCGCCGCAAUGGGAACCUGCUGGUCCAGCUCGGCCCGAAGCUGCAGGCUUUCCCCGAGGAGCUGAUCCGCCAGCGCCGCACCCACGACGGCCAGACCGAGUACCUGAUUCGCUGGUCGCUGGUCACCAUUGACGAUGGCACGGGCUCUGGAGGCGUGGCCGGAGAGGCAGGCGGAGCCGGGAGCGGGAGCUCGGGCGUGGGCGGGUCUGGCGGCUCGACGUCAGGCGAGAGCAAGACGGAGAACAUCUUGAUGUGGAUGUCGACGGAGGACGUGUACGCCAACUGCCCCACCCUGCUGGGCAAGAGGAAGACGGAUGCCCAGCGCCCCGCCCAGCCGAGCCAGAAGGAGGAGCGGGAGGGCGAGGCGGUGGACGGAGGCCAGAGGAUCGGCGGGGAGUUCCCCACCGACGUGACCUUCGAUGAGGUGGAGCUGUCGGACAUGAAGGAUGACGUGAAGAACCUGGUGCGCCGCGCCAGGAAGCAGAUGGCCAAGAAGAGCGACUUCGCCAUCAGCAUCACACACACCAUCCACGUGCUGAGCGCCUACGCCAGCAUCGGCUCGCUGGUCGGCGUCUUCAAGGAGACGGGAGCGCUCGACCUGCUGAUGGAGCUGCUGUGCAACAAGGAGCGGCAAACCAGACGCAGCGCCGGGAAGAUGCUGCGGGCGCUGGCAUCGCACGACGCAGGAAGCCGGGCGUACGUCCUGCUGUCUCUCAGCCAGCAGGAUGGGAUUGAGCAGCACAUGGACUUUGAUAACCGCUACACUCUGCUGGAGCUGUUCGCUGAAACCACGUCGUCCGAGGAGCACGGCAUCUCCUUCGAGGGCAUCCACCUGCCUCAGAUCCCGGGGAAGCUGCUGUUCUCUCUGGUGAAGCGUUACCUGUGCGUCACUUCUCUGAUGGACAAGCUCAACACGGCGGGGGCGGAGUCUAGCUGUGACAGGCAGGACGCCGCCGCCUCCCCGGCCUCUACCUCCUCGUCCUCCUCCAGCGCCGCCCACCAGACGGAGCAGCUGCGCGUGCAGCGAGAGUUUGAGUUCACCAUGGCGAUGGCCAACCUGAUCUCGGAGCUGGUGCGCGUGAUGGGCUGGGACCGCAACCGCCAGCCCCCGGACGGCUCGCCGCAGGGGGGAGGGGGCGUGUGCGGGGAGGAGCAGGGCGAGGCGGCGUCCCGCCCCGUCCUCAGAUCCAUCUUCCAGCCCCGGUUUUCCGCCUCGCCCGUCAGCCUCGCCGUUGGCCCGGCCGUGGCCACGCCCUCCGCCCCGCCCAAGAAGAAGACCAGCAACGGCUUCAAAACACGCACAGACUUCACCAGCCGCGCGGCGUACGUCGAGUACGUCCAGGACAACCUGAAGAGCGGCAUGAUGGUCCGCAUGAUGGAGGACUACGAGGAGGUGAGCGCCGGAGACGAAGGAGACUUCCGCUAUAGCAACGAUGGAUCUCCACCUGUACAGGUGUACUGGAACUCUCUGAACAGGACGUACUGGGUUCACUGGCACAUGGUGGAAAUUCUGGGGAACAGCAGCAGCAGCCAGGCGGAGAAAGAGACGCAGGAGAAAGCCUCAUCACUCACCGAGACACUCAAACUCACCGCAGUGAGCCAGACGUUCUUCUCCAAGCCCCCGGGCGGCCUGUACUCGCUGCCCUACCUGUCCGAGGGCCUGCAGGCCGAGGCGCCCAGCCUGAGCCGGGCUGAGUGGUGGGAGGUCCUGUUCUUCAUCAAGAAGCUAGAGCCCAAACAGCAGCAGGAGGUCAACAGCAUCCUGCUGCAGAGCCUGGACGACCAGGAGGCGGAGCUGGACGACUCCGCUCUGAUUGGCUUGUCGGUCCCGGGCGAGGUGGCGAAGAAGCUGCUUCACUACCUGAAGCAGAAGCUGCCGUCGUCGUGCCUGGGCGACCUGCUGUGCUCCCACGCUUUCUCCAAACACUACCUGAGGAGAGGAGGAGGAGGCCUGGAGGACGAGGAGCUGCUGGCUGAAGGCUCCUUGGGUUCCCCUGGCCUGGGAGGAGGACAGGGCGCCUCCUCUUCAUCAUCAGCCUCGGCCUCCUCUUCCUCAGCCAUGGGCUCUGUCUCCAAAAAAGCCAAGAAGGAGCCUCCUGUGGACUCUGCCUUUGGGAGCCUGGACACCGAGAGCGAGCUGCCGACGGAAGACGACAGCAAGUACCCCGAGGAUCUGGACGAGAAGAUGAAAGUGUUCAACAACCUGCGGGUGCAGGGGAAGAAGACGGUGUUGGAGAAAAUGGGUGAGGUGGUGGACAUCCUGAGGAAGGGUGGCUCUGAUUCUGCCCAGCAGCUGGCCGGCAUCCUCUUCAUCACCAAGCUGCUGGAGGAGGAGGUGACGCUGGAGAGGAGCACCCUGAGGACCGACUCCACUCAGACCUUACGGGACAAAGUGCUGAAGCUGCUGGUGGAGCUGCUGGCCUCUCAGUCUAAAGAGGUUGUGAUCAGCACUCUGCGGCUCACUCGCCUCCUCAUGCUCAAGUACGAGUGGAGGGUUUCCUUUGCUACCGAGGGAGGAGUCAAAGCCAUCCUGUCCUGCAUGCAGGAGUUCACUACGGUCACACAGGUCCAGCAGGUGGCGCUAGCAACACUGAGGGUGAUCACAGGAGCCAGCAAACACGACCUUCGCAGCGUCGGCAGCAGUCUUCCUCUCUCGGAGUCCGGGACCCAGAUGAUGCUGGAGAUCUUCGCCAGCAUAGGCUCGGCCACGCCCGAAGGCUCCAAAGGCCUGCUGGGGGCUAUCCCUGCUGCCAUCGAGCUGCUGCUCAAUACUAAAGGCUGUAUGCUGUCAGUGCGUAACGGCCUGCUGGUCAUCAUCAUGCUGAUCUCUAACCAUAAGAGCCUGGCGGAGCAGCUGGUGGCGUGUGAUGUCAUCGCCGUCCUCAAGAAGUGUCUGUCUGCCCCGAGAGCCGAGACGAUGCUGGCCAUCAUCGCCCUCAACCACAUUUCCAUGGUGCACAAGCUGGAGAGCAAAGAGUCGAAGGAGGAGCUGGACUUCAAGGACACGGAGCUGAAGAUGCUGGUGGUCAGCCUGAAGGAGCUGACGGCCACCAAGGAGGUGAUCCUGACGCUGGAGCAGCUGCUGUGUGACGACAACGCCCAGCUGGAGGAGGAGCGCAGCCAGGUGACUCGCAGUCGUGACACCUACCAGGAUCUGGUUCGUCUGAUGGAGCAGCACCGAGCUGACCGGGCCGUCCAGCUCUCCAUCCUUAAGAUCCUGAACAAGUUCCUGGAUAAUUACCAAGAGGACGUGCUGCCGUGGCACGAGAGCAUCGAGCCCUGCCUGUCUUCCAUGACGGCGUUCAUCAACGACAGAGAGGUGGUGCAGCUGUUCAUCCGCUUCCUGUACCGCCUGGCGUCGCUGAACAAAGACUACGCGGUGGUGAUGUGUCGCCUGGGGACCAAGGAGGCUCUGGUGAAGGCUCUGGACAAACACAGCACCAACCUGCUGAUGGUCACCGAGCUCCGAGACCUCAUCACCGACUGCGAGAAGUACGCCAGCCUCUACAAGAAGAUGACCACCAGCGUGUUGGCAGGAUGCAUCCAGAUGGUGCUGGGUCAGAUCGAGGAGCACCGCCGCAGCCACCAGCCAAUCAACAUCCCCUUCUUCGACGUCUUCCUCAGGAAUCUGUGCCAAGGUUCCAGUGUGGAGCUGAAGGAGGACAAGUGCUGGGAGAAGGUCGAGGUCUCGUCCAACCACCAUCGAGCCAACAAACUGACCGACAAGAACCCCAAAACCUACUGGGAGUCCAACGGCUGCACCGGCUCCCACUUCAUCAACAUCUACAUGCACAAGGGCGUGGUCAUCAGGCAGCUGGCGGUGCUGGUGGCCAGUGAAGACUCCAGCUACAUGCCGGCCAAGAUCCUGGUUCUGGGCGGAGACGAUCCCACCAACAUCAACACCGAGCUCAACACCGUGAACGUGCCCCCCUCGGCCAGCCGGGUGGUUCUGCUGGAGAACAUGACGCGCUUCUGGUCCAUCAUCCAGAUCAGGAUCAAGAGAUGCCAGCAGGGUGGCAUCGACACGCGGGUGCACGGGUUCGAGGUGCUGGGCCCCAAGCCGACCUUCUGGCCGGUGUUUAAGGAGCAGCUGUGCUGCAGGACCUUCCUGUUCUACAGCACCAAGGCCCACACCUGGUGCCAGGAGGUGCUGGAGGACCGCACACAGCUGCUGCAGCUGUUCAACAAGCUGAACAGUGCUCUCAGACAUGAGCAGAUGUUUGCAGACCGGUUCCUCCCGGACGCAGAGGCAGCUGAAGCUCUGGGCCGAACCUGCUGGGAGGCGCUCAUCACUCCUAUAGUGCACAGCAUCACGCUGUCCGAAUCCUCGGUGGCGAGCCCCCUCUCCUGGCUCCUCAGUGAGUAUUUGGACAACGCUGAACUCGCCCGCCGCUGUAAGAGCCGGGCGGCCAUCUUUAACUCGCGCGUGCGCCGCCUCACUCACCUGCUGGUGCACGUGGACACGAGCCGGCCCGACACCGAGGAGCUCAAACCGCCGGUCAAAUCCAACGGUAAAGAGGGUAAAAACAAAGACAACACCGCAGCCUCGUCCUCCUCUUCGUCUUCCUCAGCCAAGCCGAAGGUGAAGAGCACCAGCAGCAUCGCAGGCAUCGCCCUCUGCUGGCAGGGAGUGGUACAGCGGCAGGUGAAGAAGUUCCUGGACUCGAGCUUCAGCCUGCCGGACUUCGUGGAGCGGUACCGGACUCUGUACCUGCGGCUGAAGAACGCCAUGGAGGAGCUGUUCGGACAGCAGACCGCCUUCGUCCUCGCCCUCCGCCACGGCUUCUCCGCCGCUCUGCUGCAGCUCUCCAUCCUCCGAGCCAUGCACGUGAGCGAGCGUUUUGCGCAGUACAUCGACCAGAUGAUCCAGGAGAGCGGCUCGGCGGCCGGCAGCGUGGAGACUCUGGAGCGGCUGCAGCACUUCCUGGAGCCCAUGCUCUUCCUGUCCGGCCUGGAGCUCGCCAACACCUUCGAGCACUUCUACAGGUACUACCUGGGCGACCGGCUGCUGGGCCAGGCGCGGGUGUGGCUGGAGGGCGCCGUCAUCGAUCAGAUCGGCAGCUGCUUCCCCAGCCGCUUCCCGCAGCAGAUGCUGAAGAACCUGAGCGAGUCGACGGAGCUGCAGCAGGAGUUCCACCUGUACCGGCUGCAGCAGCUGGACCGCAGCCUGCAGGAGCACGACCAGGUGAUGGAGGAGGAGUGGGCGGAGUCAGAGGAGGAGGCGGAGGUGCAGGUGCUGGUCCUGUCCCCUCGCUGCUGGGCCGUCCCGUCGCUCUGCUACCUGGAGGAGCCCAGCAAACACUUUCCUGCAGCUCUGUGCUCCUACCUGAGCCAGUUCACCCAGUUCUACAGCCACAGUCAGUGUAUGUACGGCCUCAGUCACAGCAAGCCUCGGCGGCUGCAGUGGACGUGGCUCGGUCACGCAGAGCUGCAGUUCGGCUGCUGGACGCUGCACGUCUCCACCCUGCAGAUGUUCAUCCUGCUGCACUUCAACAGCCAGGAGGAGGUGUCAGUAGAGGCCUUGCAGCAGGCGUCUGGUCUCUCGGAGGCCGUGUUGCUUCACGCUCUGCUGCCUCUCACCGCUGAAGGAGGCCUGCUGACCUGCAGCCAGCCGGAGCAGCCCAGCCAGGGCGUGCUCAGGCUGAGCCAGCAGGCGGUACGCGGGGCGGAGAGCAGCCCCGCCUCCUGCUUCCUGCUGCCCAGACAGACGUACCUGAACGUGGACGAGGACGCGGCGCACACGCUGGAGAGGAAGAGGAACUACAUCUACUGCCUGAUCGUCCACAUCAUGAAGGAGGAGAAGGAGAUGCACAUCGACAACCUCGUCUUCAAGGUCCUGGACUCGUGUCAGAAGCAGGAGGCGUCGCGCUCGCCGGGCUCGGUGCGGUUCAGCUGCAGCACGGGCGACGUGCUCUCCUGCAUCAUGCACGUCAUCAGUAAGGGCUACGUGCGCCGCAACGACGAGAACCCGCACAUCGUGGAGUUCCUGCCCGAGGACCCGUCCACGCCGCAGAAGGGCCAGGCGCAGUUCUGCUUCAGCCGCACCGAACUCCGCAAGGACGACGGCAGCGAGCGUGUCAGCAGUCUGGCGGCUCCGCGGCGGCUGGAGGACGGCGUGCUGGAGGCGGUGCUCUUCUCGAUGGGCCGCACGAUGACGCAGGAGGAAGUGAGGCAGCUGAUGCAGAGGACCGUCCAGCAGGUGUCGGGGACGCUGAGCCUGGACCUGGACCGGGCGGAGCACCUGCUGGUUCACUGUAAGUGGAACGUGGACCUGCUGGUGCAGCGUUACACCGACGACCCCGACGUGCUCGUCAGCGCCGCCGGCCUCAAGAGCCGCAGCCCGCAGCCGCCCACAGGCCCCGCCCCCACCUGCCCCGUCUGCCUCGCCCCCAGGACCGCCGACACCGAGCCCGCGCCCAGCCUGAGCUGCAUGCACUACUGCUGCAGGUCCUGUUGGCAGGAGUACCUGACGGCGCGGAUCGAGCAGAACCUGGUGAUGAACUGUAACUGUCCAAUCACAGACUGCCGAGCCCAGCCCACGUCACACUUCUUCCUCAGCAUCCUGACCGACAAGGACAUCAUCGCCAAGUAUGAGAACGCCCUGCUGCGCGGCUACGUGGAGAGCUGCUCCAACCUCACCUGGUGCACCAACCCUCAGGGCUGCGACCAGAUCCUCUGCAAGGAGAACAUGGGCAGCAUGGGGACCUGCUCCAAGUGCUGCUGGUCCUCCUGCUUCAGCUGCAACUUCCCCGAGGCCCACUACCCGGCCAGCUGCAGCCACAUGUCCCAGUGGAUGGACGACGGCGGAUACUAUGAGGGCAUGAGCAUGGAGGCCCAGAGCAAACACCUGGCCAAGCUCAUCUCCAAACGCUGCCCGAGCUGCCAGGCCCAGAUCGAGAAGAACGAGGGCUGCCUGCAUAUGACGUGUGCCAAGUGUAACCAUGGUUUCUGCUGGCGCUGUCUGAAGCCGUGGAAACCGACGCACAAAGACUACUACAACUGCUCAGCCAUGGUGAGUAAAGCAGCGCGACAGGAGAAGAAGUUCCAGGAUUAUAAUGAGAGAUGCACCUUCCACCACCAGGCCAAGGACUUUGCCAUCAACCUGGAGAACAAAGUGACGUCCAUCAACGAGGCUCUGCAGAUGAAGGCGCUCACCUUCGUCAUCGACGCCUGCAAGGUCCUGGCUCAGGCCCGCAAGGUCUUGGCGUACUCGUGUGUUUACAGCUACUACAACCAGGAGACGGAGAAGAUGGACGUGAUGGAGCAGCAGACGGAGGCUCUGGACCUGCACACCAACGCCCUGCAGAUCCUGCUGGAGGAGACCCUGCUGCAGUGCACUGACCUGGCCUCCUGUGUGCGCCUCCUGAAGCCUGAGCACCUGAGCACCGGCCUGGAGCUGAUCCGCCGCAUCCAGGAGAGGCUGCUGGCCAUCCUGCAGCACUCCACACAGGACUUCAGGGUGGGCUACCAGUCCAAAGCGGGACAGGAAGCGGAGUCGGCCCAGGCCUCCAACCUGUCCAACCACACCGACACCAACAAAGUGUCCAAAUCGGAUCGAGCGUCCGACUCGGCCGACUCCGACAACAACAACUACACGGGCGAGGAGGGCGGCGACGAGGCGGACGAGGACGACGACGAGUACGACGAGGAGUACGUCCCCGAGUGGCACGAGGACUACGACGAGGACGACAUCGAGGAGGACGACUUCUUCUCCGACGACGACGAGUCGGAGAACCUCGAGAGAGACUUCAGCCCCUUCGACUGAGAUGUGGAAGCUUCCGGAGCCCGCGGAUGGAAGGAGGAAGAAUCGGUCCAAUCCGGAGAGCCGAGCCGCCGCCGCCGCCGCCGCCACACCCUCAUCGCUAUCCAAUCAGAUUGCAGGAACAGAGGGAGGAAGUUGUUCAAAAUGAGGCAUGCGAGGGUGGAUGUGAAGCCCUGUCCCCCCCCUCCCCCCAGACAGCUGCACUUGCAUUUUCCACUUCCUGUAUUUUCCGCUCUGUGUUUCCUGUUCCUGUUGUGUCCCGCCUCCGUCGCCUCAGCCGGUCGCCCAGCGGCGGCGUCCGGCUGAGGCGACGCAGACGGGGCGGAGCAGGAAGAGCAGGGAAGCACGAGGGAAGUUUGUUUGAGACGUUCUGGGGAGCAAAGCCCACACGUUCUGUUCGGUUUCUGCUGCUGCUGCUGCUGCUUUUGGGUUUUCCAGCAAUGAGUUCAAAAAAUUAAAAAGAAAAAGGGAUUUGUGAUCCAGAGAGGCGCUCAGCCUCGCUCUCACUUCUGUUUUGUAAGUUGUCACUGACUCGGCAGGUCAGUUUAUUUCUUUCACAGGUUUUGCCUUCAUUUAUUUUUACUAUGGAGAUUGCCUUGAUUUGACAACACAGAACAUGUUGAAUAGAUGACAAAUAAAAACCUUCCACUGUAAUUCGAGUGUCUGCUUUAGAUUUACUUGCAGAGGUGAAGAUCAAUUUUUUUACAUGCUUACAAUCUGAAGAUUCUGUGAUGUUUAAUUAAUAAAUGAUGAGAGUCUGACAGGUUUAAUUCCUGACGUAUCACUGCAAUAACAGAUUGAAAGUUCAACAGCUCAUUGUUGCAUUAUUUGCUAAGCAAAGACCUGUCACACGCUCCGUUUUCUUUUCUGAUUAGCUUUUGGAGACGCUGAUGUAUGAACAUGACAGUCUGUACAGGGGCUGAGGGAUAUCUGAUAUUCCAGCCUCACAUAUUGCUGUAAUUUGAGAAAUCCUAUAUUCAUAUUGUUGAUGUUCUAAAAUGUUUUUCUUUCUGAUUUCAUUGUUGAAGUUGUGCAACUUCAGCCUGCAAACUAAAUAAUAAAAGCUUUUUUCUGCUA
Molecule: messenger RNA, 9214 nt
Organism: Myripristis murdjan (pinecone soldierfish)
Lineage: Eukaryota; Metazoa; Chordata; Actinopteri; Holocentriformes; Holocentridae
Gene: cul9
Product: cullin 9
Exons: 44
Coding region: 365-8140 (2591 amino acids)
Molecular function (GO): zinc ion binding
Source: RefSeq, a predicted model, not a curated record